Molecule: messenger RNA, 3468 nt
Organism: Mangifera indica (mango)
Lineage: Eukaryota; Viridiplantae; Streptophyta; Magnoliopsida; Sapindales; Anacardiaceae
Product: polyadenylation and cleavage factor homolog 4-like
Exons: 7
Coding region: 247-3276 (1009 amino acids)
Biological process (GO): termination of RNA polymerase II transcription
Cellular component (GO): cytoplasm; mRNA cleavage factor complex
Molecular function (GO): RNA polymerase II complex binding; mRNA binding
Source: RefSeq, a predicted model, not a curated record
UGCCGUCUCAAGAUGAUUACAGCAGUUUGUUCGUGCCACAGGAAAACAGCACUCAUGCAAAAGGUUGUUAAUGUUCGAUGCUAACAGAAGAGAUUUCUAAUGUUGUCCCCUAACCCUAACGCUAACCGUAAUUUGUUUCCAUUGUUAUUAAUUUUUUUAUGAAGUUGAAUGGUAUCAGAGAAAUUUUUAUAAAACCCUAGAGCUUCAUCUUCAGUUGCCUUCAGUGCCAAUAUUAACAGCAAGACGAUGCCAAAUGAACUGGCGCAGAAGCCGCCGCUGCCGCCAACCAUAAUGGAUAAGUUUCAAGCUCUUUUGAAGCAACGAGAGGGGGAAGCUAGGGUUUCUUUGGCGGUUGGGGAUGGUGACGCUGUGGCUCUCGGGACAGACGAGAUUGUGGAACUUUACGAGAUGAUGUUAGCGGAACUUACUUUUAAUUCGAAGCCUAUCAUUACUGAUCUCACAAUAAUUGCUGGCGACCAGAGAGCCCAUGGGGAAGGCAUUGCUCAUGCAAUUUGCGACAGGAUUGUCGAGGUCCCAGUUGAGCAGAAACUGCCAUCUUUAUAUCUUCUUGAUAGUAUUGUGAAGAACAUUGGCAAAGACUAUGUUAAGUAUUUCUCUUCUCGUUUACCUGAGAUAUUUUGUGAAGCAUACAGGCAACUUCAUCCUAACCUUUAUCCUGCCAUGCGACACCUGUUUGGGACUUGGUCAACUGUGUUUCCACCUUCAGUCCUCCAGAAGAUUGAAACACAGCUGCAGUUUUCUCGGCAAGUUAACAAACAAUCAACGGGCUUUAACUCUUUGCAGCCUUCUGAUUCAUCUCGACCAACACAUGGCAUACAUGUUAAUCCUAAAUAUAUACGUCAAUUGGAGAAUUCAGCUCCAGAUAAUAAUGUUCAACAUCUGAGAGAAACUUCUUCGAGUCUGAAACUUUAUGGUCAGAGGUCUGCCAUUGGAUAUGAUGAAUUUGAUGCUGAUCUUGCAGAGGUUACAUCAUCGCAUGUUGCAGCCCAAAGAUUGAAUUCUACUGGCAGUGUUGGUUGUGCUGCAUCUUUUGCCCUUGGAGCUAACAAGCCACAUCCUUCUACUUCUAGACUGGCAAGAGCCUCAUCGCCUUCAAGAAUGGGAUCUGAUAGAAUUUUAUCAUCUAACGGUGAUGAAUUUACAGUAGAAAAUUCUCCUAGAAGGCUUCAGGUGGCCUCACCAUCACAUCCUGUGUUUGAUUAUGGAUUAGGGAGAGCAACCGGCAGAGAUGAGGAGUUAAGUGAAUGGUGGAGAAAGCAAUAUUCUGAUGUUACUAACAAAACAUUUGAAAUUUCUUCAUCUUAUAACCUUAGCAAUGGACUUGAGCACCAGGGGCCUAGAGCUUUGAUAAACGCAUAUGGAAGUGACAAAAGAAUUUCCAAUAAUAAGCCUCUGCAUGUUGAACGCCUAUAUGUUAAAGGAAUGGGCAAGAAGGCAGCGCCAAGGUCAUGGCAGAAUACUGAAGAGGAAGAGUUUGAUUGGGAAGAUAUGAGCCCUACGUUAGCAGAUAGUGGCAAGAAAAAUAAUUUCUUGCCAUCAUCUGUUCCACCUUUUAAAAACUUUGGUACAAGGCCUGACUUAAGAAAAUUAGGCACUGGCACAUUGGAAUCUGAUAUUAUGAGCAAUCACUCUAGUCAGGCACAGCAACCGUUGAUUAAUGAUUCUUCUAUAAAUGUUGACGAGGCAGUUUCCUUGCUCGGUUCUGGCCAUGGAUUGACAGUUAAGAUGUCUAGCUUCCAACCUGAGCCAAAUCAGAAUUUGGGUCCACAUUAUCCUCAUGAACCAUGGAAUAUGCCACAUCACUUCUCACGGUCAGCACACCCUCUGAAUUCCAGCAGCGGGAGGGGAAGUGAUUUCCGGUUUCCUUUUUCAUCAGGUUCUGUAUCUUCAUUGGGUGAUGACAAAAUGGCUCCACUUGUUGACAAACUGUCGAAUGUUGAAUCACAAGUCAUCAGGCCCCCAGCAGUUGCAUCUAAGAUAGGUUCUUUUGCUUUGGACUCAGUUAGUGCUGAGGCAUGGUCAGCCUCCAUACCAUCAUCAGCUGGGGUAUGGCCUCCAGCAAAUGUACAUAAAUCUCAUCCACCACCUGUGUAUCCACUGCAGAAACAGAUCAGGAGUCAAUAUGAUUUGAAAAAUUCUACCAGUAAUGUCAUGAAUCAAUGUCUAAAUAAGUUGAUGUAUAUGCCUCAGCAGCAUUUUAGUUCUGAGGGCAAGGAUCUAAGUUUGAUGAAGCCACCACAAUUGCAUGAUCAGCAUGCUAAUUUGAAUCAGCAAAACCACGCCCAACCACAGUCUUUUCCUUCUCAGGAGGCUCACAACAACUCUCUUCCCUCUGUCCCAGCUUCAGUCCAACCUCAUCUACUGGCAGCACCGGUGAACCAUGGGUACAAUGCUGUCAUGAGUAUGGCUCCGGCCAAUCCUGUUCCUGCAGUGCAAUUACCUUUAUCAAUCAAAGAUUUUCCGAACAGCUCCUUGCAUUUGCUGAGGGGAACCUUGCCACCUCUUCCUCCAGGUCCUCAUCCAUCUUCUCAAAUAAUACCCAUGCCUCAAAGCACAGGCCUUGUUACCCCUGGGCAACCACAAAGCACUGCAUUUUCUGGUUUGAUUAAUUCUCUCAUGGUUCAAGGAUUGAUCUCAUCGACAAAACAAACCCCUGUACAGGAUUCUGUGGGACUGGAGUUUAAUGUUGACCUUCUUAAGAUGCGCCAUGAGUCUGCAAUAAGUGCCCUAUAUGGCAAUCUUCCAAGACAGUGUACCACUUGUGGCCUACGGUUCAAGUGCCAAGAAGAGCAUAGUAGUCAUAUGGAUUGGCAUGUGACUAAGAACCGGAUGUCCAAGAAUCGAAAGCAGAAGCCUUCUCGCAAGUGGCUUGUGAGCGCUAGUAUGUGGCUUAGUAGUGCUGAGGCAUUGGGAACUGAUGCAGUUCCUGGAUUUGUACCCUCUGAGACUGUUGUGGAAAAGAAGGAUGAUGAAGAAAUGGCCGUCCCUGCUGAUGAAGACCAGAAUGUGUGUGCAUUAUGUGGAGAGAAAUUUGAUGAUUUUUAUAGUGAUGAAACAGAGGAAUGGAUGUACAAGGGGGCUGUCUACAUGAAUGCACCGGCUGGGUCUGCAGCUGGCAUGGAUAGGUCUCAGUUAGGUCCUAUAGUGCAUGCUAAAUGCAGGUCGGAAUCUACUGUGGUUCUCCCUGAAAGAUGUACACAUGAUGAAGGGGGAAAUACUGAAGAGGGUAGUCAGAGAAAAAGAAUGCGGAGUUAACUUCUAUUAGAUGGCUUCAAAAUCUUUUGUAACUUGUUGAGUUUGGUAGUGGUAACCUCAUUAUUUUGAAUUAGUUGGAGAUUGAAGUACCUUGGCUCUACGCCAGAAUCAUGUACAUGUAUAGUUGGAUUAGUAUCAUGCACAUUACCAUGCAGCAAAGCUUAUAAAUUCUCUUGCAUUCUUAGCUUUUCA